Messenger RNA from Grosmannia clavigera kw1407, 1599 nucleotides. RefSeq names its product alpha-mannosyltransferase. The record is from RefSeq and is a predicted model, not a curated record. Gene Ontology annotation, cellular component: Golgi apparatus. Bases 1 to 1599 code for a protein of 532 amino acids. Gene Ontology annotation, molecular function: alpha-1,2-mannosyltransferase activity. The transcript has a single exon. Lineage: Eukaryota; Fungi; Ascomycota; Sordariomycetes; Ophiostomatales; Ophiostomataceae. Gene Ontology annotation, biological process: mannan biosynthetic process.
AUGGGCCGCUUCCGAGAGCUGUUUGUCGCCCAUGUGCACAUGAGCCGUCGACUUGCCCGCCGAAGCUUUCUAGCCAGCUUGAUCAGCCUGCUCUUCGUGCUGGUCGUCAUCGUGACGGCUCUUGGCACUGCCGGCACCACAGACAUGCGGUUGUCGUCAGACCUGACGCCUGGGCCGGUCGGCCUUGAGCUGGCCGAGCUUCUGGGCGGCCUCCUGGAGCAGCACCGGCCCUCAGGCGUGGAUCCGCCCUGGACGGAGGACCGGUUCGACAGCACCCGAUGGCAAUGGGGCGAGGACGCCAACAUGACCAGUCUGCUGCAGCUGGACGCCCUGGAGCUGCUCAAGAUGCGCGACGCCCACCGCGGCUUCGUUGCCAGCAUCCACGACCGUCUGCCCACCUUUGUCGCCCCGUCCGGCCAUCACAGCUUCCUCGGCCGCCACCACCAGCAGCCGCGACAGGGCAUCGUCAUCAUCGGUGGCGGUAAGUACUUUGCCAUCCUGAUGGUCUCGCUGCGCUUUCUGCGCCGCACCGGCACCACGCUGCCGGUCGAGGUCUUUGUGCUAGAGCACGAGUAUGAGGCCGACGUGUGCGAACACGUCCUGCCGACCCUCAACGCCGUCUGUCGCAUCUUUCCGCCACUUGGCGGCGGCGCCUGUCCGCUACAUGGAUUCCAGCUCAAGGUCUUUGCCAUCCUCUUUGCCUCCUUCGAGGACGUGCUCUUCCUCGACGCCGACUGCACCGCCAUGCGCGAUGUCGCCACUCUCUUCCUGUCUGAACCGUUCCGGGCCACUGGCCUAGUCACCUGGCCCGACAUCUGGCAGACGACCGUGUCGCCGCUCUACUACCUGAUCGCGUCUCAGGAUGUCGUGCCCGUGGCCCGUCGCGCCUCGUCCGAGUCCGGCCAGCUGGUCGUCUCCAAGCGUCGCCAUUGGUUCACCCUCCUGCUCGCGGCUUACUACAACUACCAUGGCCCCGACUUCUACUACCGCCUCCUCAACCAGGGCGGCACUGGCAUGGGCGACAAGGAGACAUUUCUGCCCGCAGCCGAUGUCUUCGGCCUGCCCUUUUACAGCGUCCAGAAACCCGUCGUCUCCGUUGGCCACCGCUUCGAGCACGGCCAGACUGGCUCCCGCGUCCAGGUUCAGCAUGACCCUGUUGACGACUAUGCCAUAACCCAGCAGAUCAUCGCUGCUGCCAACGACUCGCUCGACUUUGCUGCCUGGAACGCGUCCUAUGCCCCGGUCCGCCCGCUCUUCCUCCACCUCGCCUGGCCCAAGUGGGACGCCGUCAACCUGCUCGAUCACAUCAGCAAGUGGUCCGACAUGACCACCGGCAUCGAUGGCCGCCCCGAACCCGCCUUCCACUACCCCCCCGCGCUGGCCGCUCAGAUCCACGGCACUGAGCGCAUGCUGUGGGAAGAGGCCCGCUGGGCUGUCUGUAACCUGCACGACCGUCUGAAUCACUGGAAGAACAAACCCAAGGCAGGAGGCAUGUGUAGCCGACUCGACAGCUACUUCCGUACCGUCCUCGAUGCAGACAUGGGCAUCGCCAUGAGACUGGGCCCGAAGGACGUUUUGAUGCCGAUGCUGCCAGAAUAG